AUGAUCAAAAAAUGUCUAUCUGACCGCUCACCGGAUGUUUUGAACUCUUGUCGGAAAAGAUGGUUGAAUAUUUCCGCAGCCCCCGCAAAAGGUAAGCUGGAAUUUUUAGGAACUGAUACUUGGUCUAGAGGCAAUUUAUGUGCAAAAUGUGGAGAAUAUGGUCACACUCUGAGAUAUUCCGUUUAAAAAUUUUCGCAGUUUCCAAAAAAAUCUUAAUUUUUUGAGACUCGAACUUGCUUCUUUUCUUUCUCUACGUUCUCUAAAUUACCGUUAGAGAACGACUCCGUCUGAGUCGUCAGACUUUUUCUUGCACUUACUUAUAUCCUCAAAGGCCCUUUCCAUUGACCUUGGCUUAGGCUACUUUGAACCCGGAUUUAUUAUUUAUUACAAUCUCUUAUUUUUGAGCUCACAGACAUAAACAAGCGUUCGAGGAUUUCCGAAUUCAAAAAUCUCACAAUAAAAAAUUUUACAUUCUUGAUGGAUGGUAAUACUUUUUAUUAAAUAUUUUUUGUGCCUUAUCUUCAAUUCGAAAUAUAUUCACAUAUGUUUUCAAAUAAGUGGCCGGGAAACAGUUAGAAAUGGUGGAAAUCGCAAGUUUUAAGUUUUUUGCCUUUAAGGAAGUGCCUAAAAGUGCUUGAAAAUUUAAAGUGGACUUCUUAGGUAGAUUUUUUUGAAAGUUUCUUGUCUAAAUUUGGCAAAAGUGCAUAAAUCUUCAGGUUUUUUGCUCACAAUGUAAGUGCUUUAUUACGGAUAUUUUCUAGAAAUAAAACUUGCUUGCUGCUUGUGUCUGGGCCACACGUCAAUUCUUGUAAAUUUUAUUUCGCAUCUUGCAAAGGCAGUCAAGAAAUUCAACGAUUUUUUUCGGCGAAUGAGUACGCCAAAGGUGCGGAGAGUGGCAGAGAAAGAAGCGUUCUUUAGCAAUGUUUCUCCCAAAAAUAUAGAAAGAUGCAUUUCGACGACUUCUUAGGCCAAUUUUUUUGAAGAUUUUCAGGCAAACAAUGGCCUCAAUUAGUCCUAAAGUAAAGUAAAAUACGCUUCACAAACUUCACCCCCAAUUGUCAUCAAAAAUUUUAACAAAAAUUUUUUAUAACCUGACCUCUUGACGCGUUCCUCUCGCAUCGGGCAUCAUUAAAUCACUAAAUUUCGCGACAAUUUCAGCCGCAACUUCUCAUUCCUCGGCCACAAUUUUCCCAAUCAUCGACUCGGCUUCCAAGAACAUGCGGCGGAAAGCGCGGGUGUCGGCUUUGACCACCGCUCCCCUCACGAAUGGCUCCGUCAGCGGGGAAGAAGUUAAGGAUCUGCCUCCUCCGGAAAGUCAUCUUUACGACGCCGAAAUGGACGAGUUUCGGCAAUUAUUUGAUAUGUUCGAUGCGGAUGGAAGUGGAGCCAUUGGAAACGAGGAAUUAAAAGAGGCCAUUAUGAGCCUGGGACAGAACAUUUCGGAUCAGGAGAUUGAGGAUUUGAUUAAAGAGGUGAGUUGGUACGAAAUUUGCGCAGUCUUUCAUUCAAUGACAAUGACAAAAAGGGUGAAUUGCUCGAAGCGAUAAGCUCCGAUUUCCCUCGAAUUUUACACGCAUGAUCUGUCUAGUAGAAAAAUCAACUAGCCAACAAAUUUUUAGCUUCAGCUUUCCAAAUGCAGCUAAGAUAUUCAACGAUCUUUACGAACAAAAGAGUGCGCGAAUUGAGGAGCGUGAACAGAGAGAGUGGUACUCUUUUGCCAGGCCGCCGAAUACUCGGAAAUACUCGUAAUACACUUAGAUUGCGAUGAAAAUUGCUCAUAUUUAGGUUAAGUAUUUCUGAAACAUACGCGAGAUUUCUCGCCAGCAUUUUGCAGAAAUAAUCGAGAUUUUUUUGGAUCAAAAAUUGGCAAAAAUUCGAAAAUUUUUUGUACGUUUAAUGGGACUCUGUUUCUUAUGUGUUCUGUUCAAAAAGAUUCCUACAAAAAAUCAAUUUUUGCCGCGCAAAAUUUGCAAAGAAAAGGGUAAGAAACGGGUUUCUCUCUAGCCGCACUCCGCCUUUUGUGUACUCUCUCGGUUGCGCCUGCAAAGCGCGAGCUAAAAUUUUCAGAAAUUAAUUUAUGCCCUGGAUAGAUCAUGUAUGCAGAAUUGGAAGAAAAUUUGAGCUUUUCCCACUUUACAAUUACUACAGAAUAGAUAGUAAAUACUAAUACCACCCAAAAAAAUCCCAUUUUUUUCCGUUUCAAAAUUCUCCGUAAACAUUUAAUUACGCAUUAUUGUAGUCUGAAAUACAUAAGAAAUGAAAGGGAUCAAGUGAAUUUACGUCAAUCGGAAGGCAUUCCAACAAUUGUUUAGUAAUCCCCUAGAAUAAGAUAAUGUGAAUAAAAAAUGCGCGAAAUUAAUGCUCGCAUGCCCAUUCUUCGUAUUUUUAGAACGUUUUGAGAGCGUGUUGGAUCCAUUUCCAAAAUUUUGAAGCUGUAAAGCUUUCAAAUUCCCAUUAUUAAUCUUCAGAAUUGGGACUGGGCUAUUUGUUCUCGCUUAAUUUUGGCUAUUCUUUGUUGAGGAUUGAUCUUACUGUAUUAAUCAACUUUCAGGUGGACGAAGACGGUAACGGUGAGAUUGACUUUGACGAAUUCUGUCGCUGCAUGAGGAAAUCACAGAGAAUGAAGCUGGCGAGUAAUGAGGAGUUCGUGAAACAGUGCUUUAGUGUGUUCGAUCAGGAUGGGAAUGGAGUCAUUACGAAAAAUGAAUUCAAAGUAGGUUCUUGAGGAGUUACUGGGGUAGAAAACUGAUAAUUUUUAUCAUACGGGCUCUGAAAUACAGUGACGGAUCUUGUCCUGUGGCAAAAAACGUACCAUUUUGCAUCCGGGAAGUAUCACAAAAUGUGGCAAAAUGCAUCCCUCUCCAACUAAAAAGACUCCUUUUUUAAGGGCGCAGUCUUCUCCUCACAAAAAAGGCAGGCGAACUUUUUACGAAAUCGGAGUUUUUUCGCUUGGAGAAGGAGGUAUUUUUCAAGGUUUUUGAUACUUCCCGGAUGCAAAAUGGUACGUUUUUUACCGCUGGAUCAGGUCCGCCACUGUAUGUAGGGCAGAAUUUUAAACUUGAUCUUAAUUUAACGAUGAAUUAGAGUCUUGUUAUAGGGUUGGAGUGUUCAGAUUUGCAUUAGAUUUUAUACAUCUUCCUCACUUUUCGAUGGGACACGAAAUUUUCAGCGGCCUUCUUUGCGAGUGAGCACGCAAAAUUAGGAGAGUCGACUAGACGAAAAGUGAUUCUUGCCUAUAACUUUUUUGCUUCUGCAGGCAAAUAUUUUGAUUUUUUGUAGAAACAUUAUACACCCUGCUAGUAAUUGAACCAUUAAUUUCUAACUCUAAAAUCUUUUAAAAAAUUAUUAUUUUUUGGCAAUUUCCUAUCAAAAAAAAGUACGGAAGAGAUCUUCUGCGGUUUUAUCUUCAGAAAUUACUGUUGUUUCAUUAAUCUAUUUUACUUUCAGUACAUCGCCAAAGAGAUUGGCGGCUUCACGGACGAGUUGGCGGAGAAUAUUUUCCAAGAACUGGACGUCUCCGCCAACGGUCAUCUGAGUGCGGAUCAAUUCGCAGCGAUCGUUGAGGAUUACAUGUUGAAUGAUCAGGGUCGUCUUUACGACGAGAAAAUCACGGGUCCACAGAGAGUGUAA
Messenger RNA from Bursaphelenchus xylophilus (pine wood nematode), 3630 nucleotides. Lineage: Eukaryota; Metazoa; Nematoda; Chromadorea; Rhabditida; Aphelenchoididae. The record is from the annotation of a GenBank genome assembly.